This is a messenger RNA of Dissoconium aciculare CBS 342.82, 1116 nucleotides long. RefSeq names its product polysaccharide lyase family 1 protein. The record is from RefSeq and is a predicted model, not a curated record. The coding region runs from base 1 to 1116 and encodes 371 amino acids. The transcript is spliced from 3 exons. NCBI's taxonomy places the organism in Eukaryota, Fungi, Ascomycota, Dothideomycetes, Mycosphaerellales, Dissoconiaceae. Gene Ontology annotation, molecular function: pectate lyase activity.
AUGUUGGUCUGUGGCUCGUCCGGACAAGCUCUUCGCCGUGUUCAGCGCGCCGUUGGAGUAUCUGGAAGUGCUCAAGGCUUCGGCCGAGGCACGACCGGUGGCUCGGGCGGUCGAACCGUCACGCCAAACAACAAUGCCGAGCUGGUCAAUUAUUUGACCUCCAAGGAGACGUUGACCAUUGUCUUGACCAAAACCUUCGACUUCACGGGUACAGAGGGCAGGACAACCGCUACUGGCUGCGCUCCUUGGGGCACCGGAGCUGGGUGCCAGCUCGCUAUCAACGCGAAUAACUGGUGUUCAUCCACUGCUCAGAAGGUACAGGUCAACUAUGACAAUGCUGGUACCAACCCGAUCAAUAUGGGAUCAAACAAGUCUGUUGUUGGCAGCGGCAAGAAUGGUGUCAUCAAAGGAAAGGGAUUGCGCAUGGCAAAUGGCGUGCAGAAUGUCAUCCUGCAAAACUUCAUGAUUACCGGCCUGAACCCCCAAUAUGUCUGGGGAGGCGAUGCCAUCACUUUGGAUGGCACUGACAAGAUUUGGAUCGACCACGUCACUACCUCGCUCAUUGGUCGUCAGCACAUCGUGAGCGGUUACAAUGCCAACACUGGCGUCACCAUCUCAAACUGUGACAUCGACGGCAACACCGAUUGGUCCGCGUCUUGCGAUGGUCACCACUACUGGGCGCUUUACUUCACUGGCAAGAACGACCAGAUCACGCUUCAAAGCAACUAUAUUCGCAACACCUCUGGCCGUUCCCCCAAGAUUGAGAACGGAGCCGUUGUGCACGCAGUGAACAACUACUGGUAUGCGAACUCGGGCCAUGCUCUCGAAGGUGAACAGGGAUUCGCUUUGGUGGAGGGUUCAGUCUUCCAGAACGUUGACGACCCGCAAGACUCGAAGUCAACGCUUUCGAUCUUCGCCUCCACCAGCUCCACGUCCGUCUGCCGCAACACCCUUGGUCGCAAUUGCGAGGCAAACAUCUUCGGCAGCUCGGGUCCGCUCAGCGAGGGCGACACUGCGGUCUUGAGCAAGCUCGCUGGCAAGGGCGCCGCAGGAGCCACUGUCGCCACCAAUGCACAGAAAUCUGUGCCUGCAUCUGCUGGCUAUGGAAAGAUCUGA